Messenger RNA from Pollicipes pollicipes, 1468 nucleotides. RefSeq names its product CLIP domain-containing serine protease 14D. The record is from RefSeq and is a predicted model, not a curated record. The coding region runs from base 41 to 1168 and encodes 375 amino acids. NCBI's taxonomy places the organism in Eukaryota, Metazoa, Arthropoda, Thecostraca, Pollicipedomorpha, Pollicipedidae. The transcript has a single exon. Gene Ontology annotation, molecular function: serine-type endopeptidase activity. Gene Ontology annotation, biological process: proteolysis.
UUUGUGCCGUCGCGGUCUGUGACUCGUCGCUGCGGCCGCCAUGCGUCUGCUAUCGCUGAUGGUGGCCGCCUGUGCCCUGGUGUCCGGCUCGGCGGCUGCUCGCACCCGGCGCCAGAGCGGACCGUCCGCCUGCCAGGACUUCGCCAAAAGGAACGGCACCUGCGGCACCAUCCAGGACUGUCCGGCUCUGUUCCGGCUCGUCUCCAACGGGCGCCGACCGACGGACGGGGAGAUCGCCAACCUGCGUGCCAGCCAAUGCGGCGAUAACGGCCGUGGCCUCGUGCUGGUCUGCUGCGCAUACAGCCGAUCGAACCCCUUCGACGGCCCACCGGAGGAGCACCCGAACCGGGCGGUGGUGAGCCGCGGAGGCGUGUGCGGCGCGACCCUCAGCCCACGCAUCACCGGCGGCCACGGCGUGCGCAUGGGAGAAUACCCCUGGGUGGCGCUGCUCGGGUACGGCCACUCGUCCUCCGACAACAUCACGUACGACUGUGGCGGUGUCCUGAUCAGCCAGCAGCACGUGCUGACGGCAGCGCACUGCGUCACCGGCCUGCCGCCCGACUUUCAUCUGGAGACGGUGCGGCUCGGCGAGCAUAACGUCUCUCAGGACGUCGACUGUCGGACGGAGCUGUUCGGCCUCAAGCUGUGCAACGCGCCGCAGGACUUCCGAAUCGCCGAGCUCGCAGUGCACCGCGACUACAACAAGCCAACCGUGCGCCUAAACGACAUCGCCCUGCUGAAGCUGGACCGGCCCGUCAUCGAGGACCACUUCGUCGGCAAGAUCUGCCUGCCGUUCGGCGACGUGGGGCGUGAGAACUACACGGGGCGGCAGCUGACGGCGGCCGGCUUCGGCCGGGUGGGGGCGCCCGACGGUCCGGCCAGUGACGUCCUGCUGGCGGUGCAGCUGCCGGGCGUGGCGCAAGACACGUGCGCGCAGAUUAUCCGACGCCUGGGCGGCACGCUCGGGCCCCGCCAGCUCUGCGCCGGCGGAGAGCACGGUCGCGACGUGUGCUUCGGCGACUCGGGGACUCCGCUCAUGACGACAGAGCCUCAGCGCAGUUUGAUUGGCUUGGUGGCGUAUGGCGCCCUCUCGUGCCAGGGCCAAGUGCCCGGCGUGUUCACCCGGGUGUCCUCGUAUUUGAACUGGAUCUUGGACCGGAUAGACUAGCUAUGUACCCGUCUUUAAGCAAAGCAUUUGCAUUCUGUGGGAAAAACGCGCUUGAAUACGGCCCGGCUCAAUGAUUCCCGCCUGAUGUGGUGAUUUGUUCGGUAACAUAAACAUGAUGUGACGCUCAGUCCCAUGGUGUGGGAAUGGUGUGCUGAUAUUCCGCCAACUCCAGUCCUCGUUUGAAACAUUUAUGGAAGGAAGUGAAGGAAACAAAUGCGGACAGAACAGCAGCAACAACGACUUAUCUUUCUACCAAAAUCCAAUUUCCUAGCAUUGCAAUAAAGAUCGAUGCGAAGCGAA